Musa acuminata subsp. malaccensis (wild Malaysian banana) is the source of this 856-nucleotide messenger RNA. Its product is annotated as large ribosomal subunit protein uL23-like. Gene Ontology annotation, cellular component: cytosolic large ribosomal subunit; ribosome. The record is from RefSeq and is a predicted model, not a curated record. Gene Ontology annotation, biological process: ribosomal large subunit assembly; translation. Gene Ontology annotation, molecular function: structural constituent of ribosome; rRNA binding. Lineage: Eukaryota; Viridiplantae; Streptophyta; Magnoliopsida; Zingiberales; Musaceae.
CAGCGUGCCGUGUGCGCCCCAGCAAGGUAUGCCUGCGUCUGCGCUCGGUUCAUCAUCCCGAAAGCCCUAGAAUUCUAUAUUGAGUAGGGAACCUAUUCUGUGAUUCUAGAUGGCUCCACCCGCAAAAGCUACCUCCAAGAAGGCUGAUGACAAAGCACAGGCUUUGAAGGCUGCCAAGGCUGUGAAGUCAGGAUCAGCCACCUUGAAGAAGAAGGCAAAGAAGAUUAGGACCUCUGUUACUUUUCACCGGCCAAAGACACUUUCAAAGGCGAGAAACCCGAAGUAUCCUAGAAUUAGUGCUCCACCAAGGAACAAACUGGAUCACUAUCAAAUCCUCAUGUAUCCCCUGACCACCGAGUCUGCAAUGAAGAAGAUUGAAGACAAUAACACACUAGUCUUCAUUGUCGAUAUUCGAGCUGACAAGAAGAAGAUCAAAGGAGCUGUCAAAAAGAUGUAUGACAUUCAGGCAAAGAAAGUGAAUACUCUGAUCAGGCCUGAUGGAACUAAGAAGGCUUAUGUGAGAUUAACGCCUGACUAUGAUGCUCUGGAUGUUGCAAACAAAAUCGGCAUCAUUUAAGGCUCUCAAAAAUUGGCAGCUGCCCACUUGAUUUUGGUUAAGAGGCUCUGUUUGAGAGCUUUGGUAUCCGGUAGCAACAGACCUCGAAGAAGUUUACUAUUAUGAGAAUCUCCAUGAAGUCACUUUUAUGAUGGAUUUGUUGUGUUUAUGAUGCUGUCCAAGUUUCUGUUCUGCUUGUUUAAGAACCAUUUAGUUAAAAGUAUGUCGAGUGUAGUUGUAGUUGCAAAAACUAAUCUGGCUUCGGUUUUCUUGAUCAGUAAAAUCCACUCUUUUGUAACA